AUGGAAAUCGAUCCAAUAUUAAAUGAAGAUACUGCACCCUCCGUUGAGGACGAAUCUCAUAGUAUUAAUAUUUCAGCUUGUGAAGGACCAAAUUCCAGUAUAGAAGAGGUCAUUACUGAUAAUCAUAAGCAACCUAAAAAACAAAAAUUGGAAAGGCGUAGUGGAUCUAAAAAGCGAUCCUGGGUUUGGAGACACUUUGACUCGAUCAUAGUAACUGAUAAAGAUGGGAAAGAAACCCACUAUGGUGAAUGUCAAAUUAUAAAAGAUAAUAUACGAUGCACUCAAAAAAUCAAAAUUGUAGGAGGAACAACUUCGAACCUUAUUCAUCACCUUUCUUCAGUGCAUGUUAACGACAAUAAAACUCAUCCAAAAGCAAGAAAUGAUUUUCUUAUUCGAUCUUUAUUGAAAUUCAUAAUUCGUGAAAAUAUGCCACUUAAUCUUGUGUCAAAAGAAUCGUUUCAAGAAUUUGUUCAUAAUCUGGAUUCUGCAUUCAUUAUGCCAUGUGAAAAAACUGUGAAGCAACUUAUUCACGUAACUUAUAAUUAUUCAACAAAUUUACUGAAGCAACGAUUAGAAUUAACUAGUAAGACUGUAUGUUUAACGAUCGAUUUAUGGACAGCACGGAAUCGACAAGGCUUUUUAGGAAUCACAUGUUCAUGGAUAGAUGAAAGCUUUAAAAUGCAGGAGGCUCUUCUUACUUUGUCUUAUUUAAAAUAUCCACAUACAUCA
Messenger RNA from Cetraspora pellucida, 729 nucleotides. The record is from the annotation of a GenBank genome assembly. NCBI's taxonomy places the organism in Eukaryota, Fungi, Glomeromycota, Glomeromycetes, Diversisporales, Gigasporaceae.